Gadus chalcogrammus (walleye pollock) is the source of this 1835-nucleotide messenger RNA. It is a transcript of the gene phospho1, whose product is annotated as phosphoethanolamine/phosphocholine phosphatase 1. Lineage: Eukaryota; Metazoa; Chordata; Actinopteri; Gadiformes; Gadidae. Gene Ontology annotation, molecular function: phosphatase activity. The record is from RefSeq and is a predicted model, not a curated record. Bases 246 to 1016 code for a protein of 256 amino acids. The transcript has 3 exons.
CGUCACACGCGUGCCUGUGUUUUUUGACUUCACAUAAAGGCACACCAGCAGAGCGCCGUUCGCAGAUCAAGAAAGAGAACGGGCUCGUACGCGAUUGUCGCGAUAUAGGGACGAGGUUUGGACAAUACCGAGUAUCCUCCGCUGAAGCCAGUGGACUCGGACUCUGGCCCAAGGAAAUCUACUUGAAAAAAACUGUUUUGACGGGUCAAGAGGAGCCCACGCGCCUCCGACACACUGCGGAUAACAUGGCUUCCUCCAACCUGCCCCAGAUCUCCUCCGAUAAGCGCUUCCUAAUCUUCUUUGACUUCGACGAGACCAUCGUGGACGAGACCAGCGAUGACAUGGUGGUGCAGGCAGCGCCCAAUCAGGUGCUCCCUGACUGGCUGAAGGACACCUAUCAGCCGGGCCACUACAACCAGUACAUGCAGCGCGUGCUGGCCUACCUGGCAGAGCAGGGCGUGACGGAGAGCCAGAUCCGGGCAGUGAUGGAGAAGCUUCCCGCCACACCGGGCAUGCUCACCCUGCUCCAGUUCCUGCGCACGCGCCCCCCGCAGGACUUUGAGGUGGUGCUGCUGUCCGACGCCAACACCUUUUUCGUGGAGGCGUGGCUCCGGCGCACGGGGGCCCGGCCACUCUUCCACCGGAUCUUCACCAACCCGGCGAACUUCAACAAGGACGGCCGGCUGGUCAUGCGGCCCUUCCACUCCCACGACUGCCAGCGCUGCCCCGAGAACAUGUGCAAGCAGGCCGUGCUCCGGGAGUACGUGACCCGCCGGGCCAAGGAGCGCGGGCGUCCCUACGAGAGAGUGUUCUACGUGGGGGACGGCGCCAACGACUUCUGCCCGGCGACGGUCCUCGGGCCCAGGGACGUGGCGUUCCCACGGCGGGAUUUCCCCAUGCACCGGUUGAUCACGGAGAUGCACGAGGCCAUGCCCGGGGAGUUCAGGGCAGUCACGGUGCCCUGGGCCGGGGCGGAGGAGGUGGUGCAGCGGCUGAGGAAGAUCAUGGCGGAAUAGAGGAGGAAGGGGAGGGGGAAGGCAUUGCACAAACACAUAAUAGGAUGUGUGUUUUUUUAAGGGGUUAAUGUACAACGCAGACCACACGCACACUCAGAAAACACACACAGAACACAAAUGCAUACGGCACACCCACACAGUAGACACACUCACAGAACACACACACACACUGUGCAUGUAUUGUACACACUGUGUACAAUACAUGCAUACACAGAAUACAUACGACCACACACACACACAGAACACGCAAACAGACCACACUCACACUGAACACACACACAGACCAAACAGCCUAUAUAUAUAUAUAUAUAAUUUAAAAUAAACAUCAGGUAUAAUAUCAUACAUAUGUGCCAGGGUAAUAACAUUAAAAUAAAUGCUGGGAACCCAUUGGAAAUGGUUUAUAUUUUGUUUUUCAUUGUUACUUCUGCUCACCUUUUGGUUCCGAGGCCGCUCUAAAAGAAUCUGAAACAGAGUUAAUAAUUAUGUCUGUCUGUAUUUUAUCCGUUUUUUGUUACUAUAUUAUAGCCUAUUAUAAUAAUGGUUGGAUGUUCCUUCCUUACUAUAACGGGUUUUUUUUAGAUAGUAAACUUCCACCUAAUAGAAAAUUUGAUUAUGUGUCGCCAUCCAGUGUUAUUUUUGUAGAACCACAGGGGAUACUGAAGCGUCUGCAAAAAAUACUAUCACACUAUAAAUAAUCAGACCCAUUAAACAUUUUUAUUUGAAUGAAUAGGUAUAUAUAUUGGAUGUGUAUUUGUCUGUGUAAUGAAGAUGUUUAUAUAGGCCUACUAUAUGAAACUUAAAACCAGCAGGAAUAAAGCC